AUGGCACAGGUGGGGCACAGGGUGGAUUACCUGGCCGGAUUCUGCUGCCCGGUGGGGGGGCUGGUGGCGGGCAAGCCGCGGGUGCUGUGCCACGAGAACGAGAUCUACCUCUCCAACGGCACCGAGUUCGUCUACGUGUAUGACCAGGAGGGCAAAGUGCUCAAGGCUGUGUACCGCUGCCCCGACCAGGUGUGGCACGUGGAGCUGCUGCCCCAGCCCCGGCAGCUCUACAUCCUGUGCGCCCACAGCGGGAUCUACUGCGUGUCCCUGGAGCAGCAGAGCAGGUUAAUGGAGCAGACGGACGGCGACGGCCAAGAAAGCAACGGCCCUUCCGGCGUCUUCCCGGUGGAAGCAGACGCCUGCAUCUUCCCCGACGCCAGCCUGAGCAUGUUCACCCUGCUCAGCACCUUCGUCAUCACGCUGGCCCAGGACGAGGGCAAGUGGUGGAUGCGGCUGCACGAGCUGCCGCGCCCGGAGCAGGACGGGCCCCCGUACCGGCAGGUCAGCCAGGUGGAAUUCUGCCCCGGGACCCCACCUGGGGAUGUGGGGGACGCGCCACCCUCCUGCUUCCUGCCCGUGCUGUGCUGCGCGGCCGCGCCCGGCACCCAGGGGCUGUGGUGCUCGGGGGGCUUCGUGCUGGAGGAGCCCCUCUUCAGCCUCCUCUUCGGCAUCGACGUGGCCAUGAUGGAGUCGCCCAUGAUCCUGUGUGGCUUCCCGGAUGGGCAGCUCUGCUCCGUGCCCCUCAAAGCUCUGAGCUCAUCACCCACCGCCGACGGCUGCCGUGACGUGUCCACCCCGGCGCCACCCGUGAAGAUCCUGCACCACCUGGAGGAGCCCAUCGUGUUCAUCGGGGCGCUGCGCACCGAGCGCCGCGCGGCCGACGACGACGACGACGACGCCGAGGACGAGCCGCCCGCGGGCGAGCCCGGCUGUGACUGCGUGGUGGCCGUGGGCCACUACGGGAAGAUGGUGGCCGUGAAGGCGGAUCAGAGGGAGGAGGCCACGGUGCCGGAGCUCAGGGAGUAUUACCUGCGAGGGCCCAUCCUGUGCGCGGCCUGCGGCAGCGGCUCCCGCAUGUACUACAGCACCCACUCGGACAUCUCCGCCGUCGACCUGGACUGGGCGGGCGAUUCCUCGGACCCCGAGGACACGGAGAGUGGCACCGGCGUGCUGCCCCCAGUGCUGUCCCCGGCCAGCCUCAGUAUCUGUAGCGUCGUGGCUCUUUCCUUGUCCUCUCGGGCCUCAGAAGGGGAGUCAGAGCUGUUGGCCCUGUCAGCCAAGGGCCGCCUCGUGUCCUGUGGCCUGUGCAGCCCCGAGGAGCCGGACGUGGAGCUGACCCCUGCUGAGAUCGGCCGGAGGAUCAAGGAGCUGCUCUCGGGGAUAGGGGACACCUCGGAGAGAGUGUCCUUCCUGAAGAAGGCCGUGGACCAGAGGAACCGAGCCCUGGCCAGCCUGAACCAGGUGAUGAACGUGAGUGCAGCGCUGCUCUCCAGCCAGGAGGGCCACAAGCCCAUCGCCUGCACCGUCACUGCCAACUGGAGCUGCCUCCUGCUCCAGGACACCGUCACCAUCUCCUGCUUGCUGGAAAACUGCAGCGAGUACAGCCUGGAGGAGGGCUGGACCCUCUGUGUCCAGCUCCUGGCCAGCCCCUGUGCCUUAGAGGAGGAAUCCAUGGAUUCGGCCACCACCUUCACCUUCCCCAUUGACCAGCUGCUCCCUGGGAACAAGCGGGAGCUGACGCUGCCCCUCGGCCCUGCUGCAGACACCAAGCUGGACCUGCCUCUGACCAUCUCCUGUGCCCUCUACUACAGUUUAAGGGAUAUUUUGGGCAGUGGCUCCGACUCCUCCGAGGACCUGGAUGAUUUCCUGCCCGACGACUCGCCCCUGCUGUCCCCAGACAGAGAGGGGAUCUGCCUGCCCCUCAGCCAAUGCACCAUUGACAUGCUCCAGUGCCUCCGUUUCGGGAGCAGCCCCUCCGGGCCCGACGCCCCCCCUGCCCCCUCAGACCCUGUGGAGACCUUCCUCAAAGUGUCCCAGGAACAGACUGAACCCAAGGAGGGGAAAACCCCGGGAGAGGAGAAGCUGCCCCCCUCGGCAGCAUCCAUCCGAGUGUCCUCGGAGCUGCUGAAAAAUGCUCUCAAAACCUCGGAAACAGAUGUCCCACUUUGCUGUGCCACCCUGCGCUGGCUGCUGGCUGAGAACCCCGGGGCUGAGGUGCUGAGCAGCACGGAGGUGGCAUCGGUGUGUGGCAUGGCACCCGACGGUGGCCACGUCCAGCUGCUCGUCAGAGAGGUGGCCAUGAAUGACCUGAGCCCUGCAGGUCCCAUCCAGGCUGUGGAGAUCCUGAUGGAGAGCCCAUCCCUGGCCCACAUGUGCAGGACACACCACGCCGUCAUCCGGCGCAUCCAGGCGCUGGUGCUGGAGCAGGCGGCGCAGGGCUCGGGACCCCCCGACCUCCGCAUGCAGUACCUGCGUCAGAUCCAGGCCAACCACGAGAUGCUGCUGAAGGAGGCGCAGACCCUCCGGGACCAGCCACCCCUGGGCGAGGAGGGGGCUGAUGGCUCUGCCACAGCCGAGAAGCUCCUGAACAUCUACCGGCAGCUGCGGAACCCCAGCCUGGUCCUGCUGUGA
This is a messenger RNA of Sturnus vulgaris (Common starling), 2631 nucleotides long. It is a transcript of the gene FAAP100, whose product is annotated as FA core complex associated protein 100. Lineage: Eukaryota; Metazoa; Chordata; Aves; Passeriformes; Sturnidae. Gene Ontology annotation, biological process: interstrand cross-link repair. The record is from RefSeq and is a predicted model, not a curated record. Gene Ontology annotation, cellular component: Fanconi anaemia nuclear complex; nucleoplasm.